Molecule: messenger RNA, 2157 nt
Organism: Lactuca sativa (garden lettuce)
Lineage: Eukaryota; Viridiplantae; Streptophyta; Magnoliopsida; Asterales; Asteraceae
Source: RefSeq, a predicted model, not a curated record
AUGGAUAAGUCUUGGAUGGGAGCAUACAAAACAUCAGAAACCUAUGUAAAAGGUGUUGCAGAAUUUAUCAAAUAUGCAGUGCGCAAUUACAAGAUUUCUAAACAUAUGGAUCCUGCAGAUACCAAAAAAAAGAUAAGAAUUCCCUGUCCAUGUGUUAAGUGUGUAAACCACAUAUGUCAUUCGGUGGAUGUGGUAGAUGAUCAUCUAUUCAGGAAUGGAAUUGAUCAAACAUACACAAAUUGGAAUAAGCAUGGAGAAACAGAAGAACCACCAAGAAGUUAUGUAUAUGAACAUAAUUUUGACAUGGAUACGUCAAACGUUGUAGAUUCCACGAACAUGAACACAGAAACGCCAACAGAUGCUGCAGAAACUAUAGAGAUGGUUGAAGCUGUAGAAGAAAAUUUUAUUGGGAACCCUGAUAAGUUUAGAGAAAUGAUAGAGGAUGCCGAAAAGCCCCUAUACACAGGGCGUCUUAAUUUCACAAAGUUAUCUGCAAUCAUUCAACUACUCAACUUGAAGAAAGGAAACGAAAUGUACAGUGGUACGUAUGAGGCAAAAAAAGCAUUUAAGGCAAUGGGUUCAGGGUAUACUAAGAUACAUGCUUGUGUCAACAAUUGUAUACUUUACAGAAAAGAAUACACAGAUUUGGUAGCAUGUCCUACUUGUGGUAAAUCAAGAUGGAAGGUUGAUGAACAAAAAAAUAAAAUUUACAACAAUAUUCCUGCAAAAUGUUUGUGGUACUUUCCAAUUAUUCCGUGCUUCAAGCGUCUUUUCCAGUCUAAGACAACUGCAAAAGAUUUAACAUGGCACACAACAGAAAGAAUGGUGGAUGUUGGAGUUUUAAGUCACCCAGCUGAUUCACCAGCAUGGGCUGCCAUUGAUGACAAAUAUCCUGAUUUUGCUAGCGAACCAAGGAAUUUGCGACUAGGCAUUUCGGCGGACGGGGUUGAUGUGAACAGAGGAAAUAGGAGUCAUAGUGUUUGGCCUAUUUUAACUGUCAUUUACAACCUUCCACCAUGGUUGUGUAUGAAGAGAAAGUUCAUCAUGCUUUCGUUAUUGAUUUCGGGAACACCAGGAAACGAUAUUGAUGUGUUCCUAGCACCUUUUAUUGAAGAUCUGCAAUUAUUAUUUGAUUUUGGAGUUGAAACAUACGAUGCAUAUGCACAAGAGCAUUUUAAACUACGCGCAGUUGUGUUAUGGACUAUUAAUGAUUAUCCUGCUUUAGGUACAUUAAGUGGUUGCCCGUACAGCGGUUUUCAAGGUUGUGUUGUGUAUGGUGAAGAGACACACUACAUUAGACUCCCUGAAUCGAAUAAGCAGAGUUAUGCUGGUCAUAGAAGAUUUCUACCGUAUGAUCACCCGUUCAGAAGACAAAAGAAGGCAUUCAAUGGACAACAAGAGUUCUCACCCUCUCCAGAACCUAUGAAUGGGGAGGAAAUAUAUAAUAGGGUUAAAUUUAUAAUUAAUAAAUGGGGAAAGGUUAAUAAGGGCAAGGAGGCAAAAAUCCAACAAGCAACAAGUGGAAGAGGUGGGAAUAUGAAUAAAAAAAAAAGAAAAUCACACCAAUUGGGUACUUCAGAUAUGGGCCAGCAAAAUAAUACAUAUUGGAAGAAAUUCAAUAUAUGCAAAGAAAUCAUAGUGGAUGAGCUCGAUAAGUUGCAAGAGGAGUUAUGUGUAACCUUAUGUCUUCUUGAGAAACACUUUCCACCAUCAUUUUUUGAUGUGAUGAUUCAUUUAACCGUUCAUCUCACUAGGGAAGUAAAAUUACGCGGUCCAAUAUUCUUUAGAUGGAUGUACCUAUUCGAAAGGUAUAUGAAGGUUAUUAAGGGGCACGUGCGAAACAAAAAUAGACCAGAAGGAUGCAUUGCUGAAGAGAAUGUUGUAGAAGAGACAAUUGAGUUUUUUAGUCAAUUCGUUAAAAGGAUGGAUAUUGUUGGUAUUCCACCUGACAAUCAUAACAAUUGUGGAAUUCAUAAAGGUGUACAUAGUAGUUCUAUUACGGACGGUACUCCUGUAUCAGCUGCUAAAUCGGUAGAAGUUUCUGCAAAACUAUUCAGCAAAGCACAUUUCUUUGUAUUGCAAAAUACAUCUGAAGUACUCCCAUAUAUCAAGCGACACAUGGAAUUUUUGGAACAUCUACACCCUACUAAACGAUAG